Molecule: messenger RNA, 1431 nt
Organism: Cyprinodon variegatus (sheepshead minnow)
Lineage: Eukaryota; Metazoa; Chordata; Actinopteri; Cyprinodontiformes; Cyprinodontidae
Gene: ap5s1
Product: adaptor related protein complex 5, sigma 1 subunit
Exons: 3
Coding region: 99-689 (196 amino acids)
Biological process (GO): endosomal transport; double-strand break repair via homologous recombination
Cellular component (GO): cytosol; late endosome; lysosome
Source: RefSeq, a predicted model, not a curated record
AGUAAUGAUUCUGCUUAUGAGAAGGCGACAAAACAGAAGAAGAUUUUAAGUUUCUAUAAACGUUUCACGACUUAUUACUUCAACCUAUAAAUACAAAGAUGGUCCGGUGCUUCCUAAUAAACACCGUGUGUCCAGUAAGCGCUCUGUCCGCCGGGGAAAGCAGGGUGCUUUACUCCCGGGUCUUCGGUCCAGAUGAAGCGCUUCUGUCCGACCAACAGCCGGAGGAGAGGAGACUCCUGCUGAAGGAGAAGAUCUCUUUGGUAGCCAGGCAGGUCCGGAGCGCCGUCUCUCUGUCCAGGGAGGCUUCGGGUCGGCAGACGGUCGAUGCGAUGCCGGGUGACGAGGCUCUUGUUUUGCAAGACGCAGACAGUGGGGUGUUUCGUCUGAGAGCGGGCGACCCAUUCUCUGAAGAAAUGAGCGUCUUGUGGCUGGGGGUCCAAAGUUUGGGCUUCACAUUGGUCUGUGAGCCUCAUGAAAAUCUGUUGCUGGCUGAGGGAACGUUGAGAACCCUGACCAGACACUGUCUGGAGGACCUGCACAUGCUGGGGCAGAGCAGUGAGGUCCUGCUGAAAAGCAGUCGUAUUGACGUCCUGCUUAGCCGCCUGCUUCCUCAUGGUCAGCUCCUCUUCCUCAACCACCGCUUUGCUCAGAGUCUGGAGAAAGAAGUCGCAGCCUACAUGGCCAAAUAAACCAGGCGGCACAGCCUCAGCUUCCUAGAAGUUUACCUUCACCUACAGUGGAACUCCCAGCUGGAGCUCAGUUACUGCUUGAACCAGAGUAGUGCUGUUGUUUACUUGUGGUGACAUUUCUGCAGGAGAGAAGCAGAUGGGCAGCCCCACUCGCUGCUGCUUCUGCUGUUGGAGAUUGGAAGAUGUGUAAACACAGAGUGGGAAAUAUCUCCCUCAGCCACAUGCAGCUUUACCACUGGGUGUUUAUUGUGUGGGAGGCUUCGCUUUAAAUCAUGUUUGUCAAAUGAAAGAGUGGGAAAAGAGGGAAAACAUGUGGCAUAUGAAAAAGUGCAGCUGAGGAGGCCAGUUAAGACACGCUUGUCAGAAUCAAAAUCAGCCAAUUAUCAAAUUCACUAAACUUGAAAUGUCACGAUGUGGCCUUGAUGAGGCUGGUUUCUGCUGUUUUUCUUCAGCUGUUGCUCCUAGCUGUGAGAAAAGUUGACCCGCUGGUUUGUUUGAGUUUUAUUUAAAUAAUAAAGUUUCUGAGCAUAUUGGAAAUAACAUGCAUAAGAAAAUGGAACAAAAAUCAAAGACGACGAGUAUUCUUUCCAAAUCCUGUCAUGAUGUGCUGCUCAUCUUGUGUUUGUCUUCAAUUUUUAUGUUAACAGUAAAGUUCAGAAGCAAAAUGUAGAUCUUUAAAUAGAAUAAGAGGUUUGAUGUUUAAGCUUUUUUUUCAUGUAUUCAAAAUAAAAUGGACUGCUUG